GGCACUUUUCAGCUCUGCUGAGGCAUCACAGACUGCAGGGAUGCAGAAAACUAUCCCUGCCUGCUUCUUCCAGCAAAUAUAUUCUUCCCUAACUGGCAUUUCAAUGGAGAGAGACCACAUGAAAGAUCUCAGAAGAUACCUGGCACUGAAAUAUAUCCAGUACCUCGUCCUGUCUUCCUCCAACGCUGUCAGCACCCUGCUGGGGCUGCUGGGCAGUGCCUACACCAUGAUCCUGCUGCAGUCUGCCAGGGUCUCCUCCAAGUCCACUGCAGUCCUCAUCUCCAGCCUGGCCCAGGCAGACACCCUGGUUUUGCUCAGCCUGGUUUUGGGGGGUGUUGGUGUCCCGUCCCUGGCGCGGGUGCUGCUCGUGGCCAACGCGCACCUGAGCUGUGUCCUGCUCAGCUGUGUGGCCCUGGAGGCUUAUCUGAUCACCUUCCUGCCCUCAGAGUCACGGCCCCACAGGACAGUCAGCAAUGCCAGGCUGCUCUCCAGGGGGAUCUGGGUGCUGGUGGCUGCAGAGUGUGCCCUGCUCCUCCUGGAUGAGCAGCUGAGGGCCAGCGCUGCCUCUGCCCCCUGCUCUGGAGCUCUGGGGCUCCUGCUCCAGCUCUCCAGCACAGCCACAGCCCUGCUCCAGCCCCUCAGCUACACCCUGGGAAUUCUGCUGAGGAUUGCCAACGUCUACAUCUACUACAAGAUAUUUUUCAGCAUGUCUCCCAGGUCCAGACUCAAAUCCAAGUAGGAUGUGUUCCUUCUGGGAGUGCUGGGGCAGCACAAGACCCCUCAAUGCAAUUCCAGACCACUGUUCAAUGAGCAGGACCAAGGCUCACCAGGGAGUUAAACCUUCCUCAUCCUGGUGCUGUCCAGCUGUUAUUGAAGAGAGUUUGGGGCUGAGGAGCCCCUUGGCAUUGAGACACCACAGCUGGUGUGUGUUUAUUUAGACUUUAUUCACCAUAGAGGUGAAACAAAAGACAUUUCAUGGGUGUAAAGCAACCCCACUGUUUUUUAUAUCAAAAGGGUGCUUAAAGGCUUCCUCAGGGAUCUGUUGAGCCAAGAGUUGUGUAAUUGUUUACUGAAGACAGGAUCUAUCCUAGUCCUAAAAUAUUCCUAACUCAGGUGACCCCCAGGCUGUGCAGGUGGGAUGGAGAGGCAAAGUGGGCACCAAGAUGUCCAAGGUGGGCUCAGGGCAUCAGCCCCUCCUGGAGAGCUCCUGAGACAGAGCUGGGCUGAGAUGCCACACCUUGGAACCUUCCCAGAGCUGCUCUUGGGAGGCUGUCACAGCAAAGCACGAAACAGCUUCUCUCACAUCCUCCUUCAGAAAUAAAGGGGAGGGAAGCUGCAGUGCUGUUUGCUCUGGCCCUGGAGAGAGUUUGAGAACCCCCCUGUGUGGAGGUUCCAUGUACUGCACCCAGAGCGAGCCCAGUGCCUCCAUGGCUGUGGGUUAGAGCAGGGAGGGGUUUGUCUGGAUUAGCAGAGCUGUCCCAGCUCCCCUGGCACUGGUGUGGGAGAUCACAGCCACCAGCGUCCUUCUGACCACACUGGGGCUUGGCUGGAUGUGUGAGAGCUGUUCCCCAGCUGGUGAUUCCUGGGAUUUCCCCCACACUCUGGGAUUUUAUCAGCAAAGCACAAAAUGCUCCAGGUGCCUCUGACACAAUGCACACCUGGCCAUGGGCACUUCCAAAUCCUGCCGACUUCACACAGGAGCUCCAGGUACAGACUGUGGUGAGGAGACACUGAGCUCCUGCCAGACAUCCUGCCAUCCCCAGAUCCUUCUGCCACCCCCAGAUCAUUUUGCCAUCCCAGGUCAUUCUGCCAUCCCCAAAUCCUUGUGCCAUCCCUAGAUCUUUCUGCUAUCCCCAGAUCAUUUUGCUAUUUCCAGAUAAUUCUGCCAUUCCCAGAUGAUUCUGCCAUUCCCAAAUUAUUUUGCCAUCCCCAGAUGAUUCUGCCAUCCCCAAACCCUUGUGCCAUUCCCAGAUCCUUGUGCCAUUCCCAGGUCAUUCUGCCAUUCCCAAAUCCUUGUGCCAUUCCCAGAUCUUUCUGCCAUCCCCAGAUGAUUCUUCCAUCCCCAAAUCCUUGUGCCAUCCCCAAAUCCUUGUGGCAUCCCUAGACCUUUCUGCCAUCCCUAGAUCAUUCUGCCAUCCCCAAAUCCUUGUGCCAUCCCCAAAUCCUUGUGCCAUUCCCAGAUCUUUCUGCCAUCCCUAGAUCAUUCUGCCAUCCCUAGAUCAUUCUGCCAUCCUUAAAUCCUUGUGCCAUCCCCAAAUCCUUGUGCCAUCCCCAGAUCAUUCUGCCAUCCCCAGAUCCUUGUGCCAUCCCCAGAUCCUUGUGCCAUCCCCAGAUCAUUCUGUCAUCCCCAAAUCCUUCUGCCAUCCCCAGAUCCUUGUGCCAUCCCCAGAUCAUUCUGCCAUCCCCAAAUCCUUCUGCCAUCCCCAAAUCCUUGUGCCAUUCCCAGAUCAUUCUGCCAUCCCCAGAUCAUUCUGCCAUCCCCAAAUCCUUGUGCCAUCCCCAGAUCCUUGUGCCAUCCCCAAAUCCUUGUGCCAUCCCCAGACCUUUCUGCCAUCCCCAGCUCGUGGCUGCAGCACCAGCAGCUGAGUGCUGACUUUGCUUCUCAGGGGACUCAAAGGGAAGCUCUGCCAAGGGCUGGGGAUCAGUAAAAGCAGAGCAGAAAUGUAAUCAAGUCAAUUAAACCCUUGGAUGAACAUUCCCAGUCAAAGCUGAUCCUGUCAGCAGGAAGGAUGUCCUAAUAACUCGAUGCACUGUGAUAACUUGUUCUUGCUCCUGAAACCAGAAGUGAGACACUUCCAGGAGAAAUGAAAUGUUAUUUG
Molecule: messenger RNA, 2819 nt
Organism: Oenanthe melanoleuca
Lineage: Eukaryota; Metazoa; Chordata; Aves; Passeriformes; Muscicapidae
Exons: 2
Coding region: 41-739 (232 amino acids)
Biological process (GO): phospholipase C-activating G protein-coupled receptor signaling pathway; positive regulation of Rho protein signal transduction
Molecular function (GO): G protein-coupled receptor activity
Source: RefSeq, a predicted model, not a curated record